Chironomus riparius is the source of this 2276-nucleotide messenger RNA. NCBI's taxonomy places the organism in Eukaryota, Metazoa, Arthropoda, Insecta, Diptera, Chironomidae. The record is from the annotation of a GenBank genome assembly.
UAUUUCAGUGAAUCGCUGAGAGAAGGAUUUUUAUUUAUUUUUUUGAGAUACUUCAGUCGCAAUGAAUAUUUAAGAGAAGAAAGAAUAUUAAAAUGUGAAUUAUUAAUUAUUUUUUUUAAAUUUUUUAAGAAAUGAUAAAUUCAAAAGAUUGGUUCCUUAUAAUCAGCAUUACAAUAUUAUUUAAAUGUGUCACAUCUGUUGACAUUGAAUGCGACUUUAAAAGUGUAGAUUUUGACAUACUCAUUAAUCAGUACACAUGUGAUGUUCAGAAUAAUUUGAUGAUUAGUUCUAAAAAUGUUGUGAUUCAAAUGUUUCGUGGGUCACAUAAAUUUGGCAAAAUAAGCGAUGACGUCACUGGAUUGUCAAUUAAUGACAAAAAAGUUCAAUUUAUUCCGGAAAAUUUGGGAAAUAAAUUUAAAAAUUUAUUAGCUUUAAAAUUCCGACAAGGAAGAUUAAAGGAAAUAAGUCAAUAUGAUUUAAAAUCGUUUUUAAAGUUACGAUACUUAAAUUUGGAUGCAAAUGAUAUUGAGACACUUGAUGAAGAUUUGUUUGAAUUUAAUCCACAGCUAGAAAUCAUUUGGUUAGAAAGUAAUCGAAUUAAAAACAUUGGAAUGUCAGUUUUUGAAAAUUUGAAGAAUUUAGAUGAUUUAGAUUUAAAUGGAAAUGUCUGCAUAUCCAAAAGAAUGUCAAAUAGUCGUGGAAUGGCUGAAUUUUUGAGUGAAGUUAAGAAUAACUGCUUUGACGCUAAAGCUGAGCUUGUGAAAUUCAAACAAAAAUAUAAAGAAAAAAAUUUAAAAGACUUAAAAGUUUUGACUAAUUCUGAACUGGAUAAAAUUGGUAAUAUAAGCAAAAUCAACUUAGUUUCUAGCAAGGAUAUUGAAAUUGAGGAGUUAAAAGUUGUAGUUCGUAAUUUGACACAACUAAUGAAAAUUAAGGAGAAAGAAGCUGAAGAAAAAUUGUCAAAAAUCAAAUCGAAACUUGAAGAGCGAGAUGAAAAAAUUGUAGAAUUUGAGGAAAUCAUUGAAAAUGUCAAUAUUGAUAAGAACAAAACAUCACUUCAGCUUUCAAAAUGUCAAAAUAAGUCCAAAAAUACAGAGAAUCAAAAAUUUAAUUUUACAACAAAAUUGGCAGAAAAAACCGAUAAAAUCAACCAUCUUGAAAGCCAACUCAUUGAUCUACAAGUAGCUUACUCAAAAUCAAUCGAAAAAUAUGAAAAUUUAUCAAUACAAAACCAGAAGUUCGUGGAAGCCCUCAACUCCAACAAAAUACAGUUAGAAUCAAAAAGCAUCAACAAAGAGACUCCAUCUGACGAAAUUGAUGAAAAAAUGAAAGAAUACAGCAAACUUAAUAGUCAACUAGAAAAAAGAGAAACGGAUCUAAAGAAAUUUGAGAUGGAAGUAGCCAGCACAAUAGCUGCACUGACCAAAUCAAAAGAAAGAAUUGAAAAAGUUUUAAAGCACAAAAAUCAAGAGAUUUUCAGUAAAGACAGUGAAAUCAAAAAAUUAAGAACGGCAAACGUUCAAUGCCAAAACAAGAAUAUCCAACUACAAGAUCAGAUAAAAGAAAUUAAAUCAAAGAUAAUAGGUUUAGGUGGAAUUGAAAAUGUGUCUCUAAUGGAGCUGAAUAAGACAAAAGAGUUGCUGGACAGAGAAAAAUUAAAGCUACAAUUCUUAGAGGUAAAAUUCAAUGAAACUUUGGAAAAUAAAACAUUUGAAUGCUUAAUUCAUCAAGAAUUACAAACAUCAAGUCAACUACAACAAGAAUUUGAAAACUUUAACGACACUCAGCUUAAUUUAUGGAAGAAAUGUUCAGAACAGCUUGAAAACAUCAAAGCUUCAAUGGCAAUGAAGAAUAAUAGACUAAAGGCCAUAUUAAUGGAUAAUAAGCAAUUAAAGUACGAGAAGCUUACACUUUUAACCAAACAAGGAAAACUCACAGAAACUAUUAAUAACAAAACUUAUGAAUGGUCACAAGAGGUUGAGACAGCAAUUAGUGAACUUCUUAUGGAAAAAAGUCAACUAAAAAAUGAGAUUAAUAUCCUGACUGACUCAGAAGUAAGACUAAAAAAUAUUCUAAGCAACAAAUAUGGCAAUUGUUACAAUAUUAUAGAAAAAUUAAAUCAAGAUUUGAAAACUUCACACCAAAUUGAACAAAGCUUGAAAGAAAGCAUUGCAGAAUAUGAAAAUAUCAUCAGAAAUAAUAAUUUUACGAUAAUUAAUUAAGAAGUCACAUACCUUAAAAAUACAGUUCAGACCAUUUGGCUUCUUAAAUACAGC